Molecule: messenger RNA, 6677 nt
Organism: Trichoplusia ni (cabbage looper)
Lineage: Eukaryota; Metazoa; Arthropoda; Insecta; Lepidoptera; Noctuidae
Gene: Smg6
Product: telomerase-binding protein EST1A
Exons: 24
Coding region: 286-5274 (1662 amino acids)
Biological process (GO): nuclear-transcribed mRNA catabolic process, nonsense-mediated decay
Cellular component (GO): telomerase holoenzyme complex
Molecular function (GO): telomeric repeat DNA binding; protein binding; telomerase RNA binding
Source: RefSeq, a predicted model, not a curated record
AAUAAAUAAAUGCAGAAUUCGAUUCGACAGUCCGAAAAAAUAAGAAAAGUAUUGAAUGAAUAGAUGUGCUCUUUUCAAUAACUUACAGAAUUUGAUAUUGUUUUAAUAGUUUAAGCUGAAUCAUUUUUUUUCAGUUAUUGAAGUAAUUAGCAUUCGUUUUAAUGCUGAAGUGGUAAUUCUAACAUAACCUAAAUGUGUAAAAAGAUUAUUCGAUUUGUUGUAGUUUAAAAAUCCAUUCAAUUAUGCUAUAUUCAUAAAUGGUUUAACGAUAUAAAAAGGAUUGCUAUGGAUGAUGACUCUAAAGAAUACAGAAGAAAUAAACCACAGCAGAAGUUUUACAAGCCUGGUAGUGGACCAUUGAGACGAUCAAGUUAUGGUUUGGACGCAAAAAUGGACACAAAUGACUUAGACGGAGGUUCUAAAAGCCGAAACCAAAACUAUUAUGGAUCUCAAAAUUCUAUUGCUGACGAUAUAAACGACACGUACAAAGGGACAAAUAUGCGCCACAAAAAACCUGAGCAACAGCUUUAUGUGCCUAAAUCAGGAGAUUCAUGUUCUGAUAAUGAUAAACAAUCUAAAGUACCAAUGAGGUGUGAUAAUUCUAGUCAGUACAUCAAUAGAAGAAUGUCUGAAAAUCCAGACAAACAGGGUGUGAAUAGUGGUUCAGGGUCUUAUUCUAGAGGUGCUUCCAAAAGAGAUAGGUCUUUUGCAGAUUACCAUCACAAGGAUGGUGUAAACAAUGAUAUUAAUUAUAAUAGACAAUAUAGACAAGCAUCAGAAACAAGGUCCAUUUCACCUACACAUUUGCAGGAUCAAAACUCUAUAGAUAGAAAUAGAGAUAGCAGAAGUAUGGAAACAUCAGCAGGGCGCAAUAUGUCAUCUGGUGGAAAGCCUCCUUCCGGACGAAGAAACUCUUCUGGCUAUACAUCUGACUCAUCAAGACCUAAAUAUAUGGUCAAUUUAGAUAAUUUACCUCCAAGAUUUAGAAAAAAGUUUUUAGAACAGUCAGGUCAUCAUAGUUUUGAUAGUGUUGACCAGAUUCGUAAAGACAAGUAUGCUUCAAAUCAUUCUGUUCAGCCAAUAAAUAACCAGGAUACAUAUUAUAACAUUACCAACUGGUCUCAGACUCUACCAUCAAGAGGAAGAGGACGCUUAAGAGAUCAUGAUAGCUUUGAUAGAGAAAAAUUUUUAAGUACAUAUUUGAAAAAUUAUGACAAUCAACAUUCUAGGAAAUCUACACCUAGUGGUUCAUACUUAAAUCUGUAUGAUACUAGUUCAACAGACACCAAGCAUGCUAAUGAUAAAGUUAAUACUGGACCAAGUAGUACUGAGAGUCAAGAAUAUUAUGAUGCAUCUCAAAAUGGUACAAGUAGUAUGGCUAAUACGGUAUCAAGUAGCCAGUUGGAACAACAGAAACAGGAGACGGAUAAUGAACAUGACAGUGAGACAACAUCACAGAUAUCAGCAACCCUUCUAGACAUCUCCAACUUGGAUUGGACUGAAGAAGUGGAAAAGAACAUCAAAUUAGAUGACAUGUGUGAUUCCUCAACUAGUUUCUCACAAAAAUUAAAAACAUCAGUUCAGGAUGAUAUAAAACCUGUUGAGCCUCGGCAGUCGAAGCGAAGCGGUAGGUCGCGACAUAAAGAUCGAAGAAGUUCUAGUAGAGGUAUAGGGAAUCCUGAAAAGAAAACAGAACGUAAUAGAAAGGACAGUACGGCGAGUGUCCAACAUGAACCUGAGAGAAACAGGAAGGACAGUAAUGUUAGUAUACAUUAUGAGACAAUACACUCGGGCUUGAAGCAGAGAGAGCGAGAACGGCGAGACAGCCACAAGAGUAACCGAUCUUCUACAAUCGGCAACAGCAGAGAUGACUUAGAUCGUUGGCGAUCCUUGCGAUCUUUCAGCAGAGAACAGAGUACUGAAGGGAGAAUAGUUUCACAAUGCAACAGCAGAGACGUAUCAGCUAACCGCGCUGUUAGCCCUAGAGACAACGAUGGUUUUAGAAUCCCGUCGGCCGUCUCCAAAUCAGCAGCAUGGUUAUCAACAAAUCAGAAGAAAAGCAAUGGAUCGUGGACAAAUGGGCGAACAUCAAGUAUAGAGCGAGGUCGUCAGUCCCCAGCACCAAGUCACGUUAGCGCCGGCGCAGGCCCCGCGGCCAGCGAGGGUGGCGGCUCAGGCCGGCGCCUGAGCAAGCGCUCCGGCCGGCGUCGCGGACGACACUCCGACGCGCAACGCGACCAGCAACAUGCGCAACAUCCCCAACACCCGUCAAAUACGCAACAUUCGCAACACACCCAAUCCGCCGCGCCCGUACCUCCUGCAACACCCUUUACGCAUUCACAUGCUCCAAGUGGAUUGAAUUGGAGGGAGGAAAUACUCGAGUCCAAGAAAUUCACCUCUCAUGAUAAACAGUCGGAAAAUUCUCGCAAUAAACCAUCUUCAGACCCUUCUGGGCCACAGCCUGGUUUGAUAAUGUUACCUCAAGGGUCAAUGACACAUAUGCAGAAGGAUAUGGGAAGGGGUGGUUCAGUAGAAACACAAAAAACUUUGUUUGAUCAUCAAAAUCCAUCCAAACCUAUAAUUGUUCAAACAAGUCCAACAAAAAUAGACAUACGGAUGGAAAGAGUGCAAAUACAGCGAGUCGGUAGUGUGGCCGCAGGCUUACACAUGGAGAGUUUCCGUGCAGGAGCUAAGGAGAGCGCGGGCCGCGGCGGGUCGGGCUACGAGGCGGGCGAGGCGGCGCGCGGCCUGCGCCACCGCGCGCUGCUGCAGGAGGUGGAGCGCGCCGACGCCGUGCUGCAGGCGCACGUGCUGCGCGGCCCGCGCGCGCUCGCCGACCACUGGCCCGACCUCACCGACACCAGGGCUUUCUUGCAAAAUGCACUUCAUAGACUCCUCAUGUCAGAUCUGAAGUACUGUCAAGCAGACAACAUUGAACAUCAUUUUUGGAAAAUAUUAUACUACAAUUUUAUAGAACUUUUAAGAAAAAGUUUUCCUCAAGUUACGCCGGAAGAUAAACCCAAAAUAACAAAACUAAUAAAUGUUAUAAUAGAAGAAGGAAACACGUAUUUUGAGAACUUAGUACAAAUGUUGGAGAAAACCUACAAGUUCAAUGUUGACGACUACAUAAAUGACAAUCAUGUUUUACCACCUAAAGGUCUUGGAUAUGUGGGCCUGGCUUUAAUAUCAGUACAAAAGAUCUAUGUAUUUUUGGGUGAUUUAGCAAGAUAUAAGGAACAAGUGAACGAGACAAAUAAUUAUGCUAAGAGUAAGUUUUGGUAUACAAAAGCCCAACAAAUUAACCCAAAGAAUGGCAGACCAUACAACCAGUUAGCUAUUUUAGCAAUAUACGCGAGAAGAAAAUUAGACGCAGUUUACUACUAUAUGAGAAGUUUAAUGUCAUCCAAUCCAUUUCAUUCAGCGCGGGAAAGUUUACUAUCACUGUUUGACGAAAAUAGAAAGAAGUACGAAGCUGCGGAGCGCAAACGCCGAGCAGCCCUUGAGGUGACAAAGAAUGCCGAGAGCGGGACGACAGGCGGGAACAGCGGCGACAACACGGCCGGCAUGCGCCGCGAGGUGUGGGUGCGGCCCAGCGGACACAGGACCACUACGUUUCGGCCUGCCUCUAGAGAUGAGCAGCUUGCAUCCAUGACCUCCGUAGAAUUAAAUAAAAACUUCAUAACCAGUUAUCUUCACGUGCACGGCAAGCUUAUUACUAAAAUAGGAAUGGAAACUUUCUACGAGAGCGCGAGCCAGAUGUUGCGUCAGUUCCGCGCGCUUCUUCAUCGUCAACCAUUGCCGACGCCCGCUGCCCGAUUGCUGCAACUAACAGCGCUCAACAUGUUCGCCGUGGAAACCACUGCUGCUUCCCUAAAAGGGGGUAAAACCAGCGGAGAGCGUACAGCAUGGCUAGAGUGCGCUCUCGGCGUAUCGCUGCUGAUGUUCGGCGCAAUGCUGGAGCGGUGUUGCGCGCUGCUGCCCGAGGCGCCGCAGUCACAACAUCACACCGACGCUUUACUGCUACUGCCUGCCAUCAAGGUGUGGUCCGACUGGAUGUUGUGUCAUAGCAGUAUAUGGAAUCCACCACCUUCGUUCGACAAUUUUGAAAUGGAUGCCGAUAACGACCCAUGGGAUUGGCUUGCUAAACUUAUGAAUAUACUGGAAUCUCUUGAUGAUAAGACGAUACAGUUCGAAAAUGAAAUAAAAGAAGGUCACGUGUGCGUCCGCUUGCCGGAGGACGCGUCGCUGGGCGGGUUCACGCCGCUCAUGUACAUGGAGCCGGCCGUGGCGUGGCUGCGCGCGGACCAGCCCGUGCAGCACCACGCCGCCGAGCACGCGCUCAGGAUCAGCAAGCUGCUGUUCUUUGGAACUGAAUACCUGGUAGGCGUGGAGCCACCCGUGUUGCGGCUGGAGUACCCGGCGGGCGCGGCGCCGCGCUACAUCAGCGCCGUGCAGCGCGUGCAGCCGCACCAUCCUCCACUACAACAACUGUCGGAAAAUUCUGAAGAUGAGAGCAACGCGAGCGAAGUCGCCGUUGGCCCCAGCAGCCACACGGAAGGCAAGGAGGCCGAAGGCACUGACGAAACAACUCGCAAACUUCUGCGACGCAAGGAACAACUCGAGACCAGGAAAGCGACGCUCGAGAGACAUCGACAACGUAUGCAAGAAAUACUGCGCGGCGGUUCUGUCGGUGCGGAGGUGGAAGUCCGACCUCGACUACUCGUUCCCGACACCAACUGUUUUAUUGACCACUUGUCGCUGCUUCAAGCUAUUGUUGACGCACCCUCGCAACCUUAUACUCUGGCCGUGCCUGUUGUCGUGAUGUCGGAGCUGGAGGGGCUGCGGCGCUGCGCGCGCGUGGGCGCGGCGGCGGCGGCGGCGCUGGGCUGGGUGGGCGGCGCGGGCGGCGCGCUGCGCCUGGCCACGUCGCGCGGCUCGCUGCUGGCGUCGCGCGCCUGCACGGCGGAGCAGGCCGCGGCGCGCGCCACCAACGACGACCGCGUGCUGGCCACCGCGCUCUCCCUGCUCGCCGCCAGCGCUACCGCAAGCGAUGCCGACACUCGCGGCGAUGAUGGUAGAGAGGCUUUAAAGGCUCGUCGAGUCCGCGAGGUGGUGCUUCUUACUGACGAUCGCAACUUGCGCGUGAAGGCACUGGCGGCCGAGCUGCCCACACGAGACCUGCCUUCCUUCGUGCAAUGGGCCGGACUAAGCCCAGAGGAAAAUCUGAAUACGCAGCCGACACCGACCGAGGACGCAAAUGCGGGCUGUAAUUGACGGGUGCGCGUGCAAACGACCCAAGUGACAACAGUUUAGCUCAUAUUCUGAUUUACUUUAUAAUUAACGUGAAAAGCGAGGUGACUUAAUGUUGCGAAGAAUAGUGCUUAAUAAAGUUAAUGUAGCAUUCGGUCCGGAAUGCAUGCGCUUGUUGUAUGUCUCCGAGGUAUAUGGAUGCGCCUCAUUAUAGUAUAGGAAUUGAAUAGAUUAAGUAAAACUAAAUACACCAAUAGAUGGAUAAAAUAUAAAUAGAUUUUGUUAAGGGCUAUAGGGUUCCACCUCCGUGUUCCUGAGCUACAUUUACUUUGUUAUUUUUUUACGUAUUUUCCGUUUUGUUUGUAAGGUGUUAGAUAAAUCGGAAAUUCAGUGUUGCUGAGCUAUUUUUAUUUACUUUUUUUUUGUAAUAUAGCAAGUAUAUUUUUUAUUAUUUUCUGUUAGGUGAUAGUUACAAAAUGUAUUGUAUGAUCUAUCUCCAACAAAAAGUACAGGACACAUAGUUUGUAAUAUCGUUUGUAUACAAUAUUAUCAACAGAUUUAAUUAUGAUUACAUUAAUGAAUUAAUUCAUGACUGCACGUCUGCAUAUUUUUGAUUUUUAGAAACUGUAAUUUUAAUUAAAUGAAUUUAAGUACAUUGCAUUAUAUUAUCCCUUUAUGUGUUUUUGCAUGAUUUAACGAAAUGUCACGUGCCAUUAUCAUCCUCUCUCGUUGCGUCUCAGGAUGUGUAGCCUCUGCCUAAUAUGGAAAACAUCAGCAACUUUUGAUGGAGUAAACUAUUUUGAUUGUGUACUAAUAAGCAAACGUCUAAAGUUCAGUUAACUAAACACUUAAACUUACCAUUUACCACUUUUUAUAAUUCGGAUGAGCAACUGCAUCAUGAUAAUUUUAUAUUAAAAUGUAGUACAAAAUGUUUGACAUUACAAGGACACUUGGUGUUUUUACUCAGGUUUGUAUAGAACUAGCACAGACGCAAAUAUUUCAUCACUUUUAUAUUUAUCAGCAUCAGAAUGUCUAUCUUUAAAUGCAAUCAUACACUCGAAUAGUUCGAAUUUUUUACUAGGUAAGUUUUGUCCCGAAUACAUGUCGGCCGGCAUACGGAAACUGCACGUAGUCGGACAUGUGAUCGGGGCCACUUUAUUGGGUUGACUAAAUUGAAUAAAUCUUCAUAUACAUUGUAAACAUAUGUCUAUAUCUUGCAAUCUUGCAACAAACUAAUCAUUCGCUUUACUUUGAAAAACAGGUUAGUUUACAUAUAGAAAAAAGUAUUGUGUAAAAACAGAUUUAUAAUGAUUACUAUAUCGUUAACGACUAUUGUAACAAAGUUUUUCAUUUUUGAAACAUUUGAUGCUGUUACUUUUGUCUUGAUCAUGACGUUUUAAUUAAACAUUGAAUUACUUCAAAAUAAA